Cadophora gregata is the source of this 702-nucleotide messenger RNA. RefSeq lists its product as uncharacterized. The transcript has a single exon. NCBI's taxonomy places the organism in Eukaryota, Fungi, Ascomycota, Leotiomycetes, Helotiales, Ploettnerulaceae. The coding region runs from base 1 to 702 and encodes 233 amino acids. The record is from RefSeq and is a predicted model, not a curated record.
AUGCAUUUCGAACCCAGUGCAUCAUCAACUCCGUCAACACCAAAGCACAAAAUGACACGCAAACCCUCUUUUCCCAUCUUCCCUCUAACGCCGCCGCGAUCCUCCCACUCACCGAACCAACCACAAAUCUACACAGCACCACACUCACCCAUCUUCUCCGACCCAACAAACAGCACAAUGACGCCAGCCUCAACACCACCGCGUUCCAUGGCUUCACCACAACAAGCUGCCGCCCAAAUACCCAUCCCAAUCACAAUCACCCGGUUCCCCUGUACGCUCCCACCAGACCCAAACCUCGCCCAGUACUACAACACCAAGAGCAAGAAUGACACUACCUACCGAAUCAACAACAGUCUGCUCCGGGUCGUAGCCCUAUUGGCACAUGGCACAGGAACCCCCCACGCCGAGUUCUUCGAGCAGGCGCUCAACUUGGCUGAUGUGACUCUAGCUCUAGCGACGGAAUCCGAGUUGUGGGAUAUGGUGUCGAAAUGCCAUUUGUACCGGACCUAUUGUUUCAUGGAGAUGAGGAGAUGGAAGGAAGCAAGGCAAGCGGUCACGAGAGCGGCGACUAUCAGGGCGUGGGGCUACCACAUUGAGACUGUCAUGUGUGGUAUUGAGCAGGGUGAAAAGGAGGAGGUCAUGCUGAGAAGACAAUUACAUCCUGGGCUUCCUGUAGAUGAAUUUGGGGACGAGAGAAGAUAG